Molecule: messenger RNA, 1551 nt
Organism: Lodderomyces orthopsilosis Co 90-125
Lineage: Eukaryota; Fungi; Ascomycota; Pichiomycetes; Serinales; Debaryomycetaceae
Product: glutamate--tRNA ligase
Exons: 1
Coding region: 1-1551 (516 amino acids)
Biological process (GO): glutamyl-tRNA aminoacylation
Molecular function (GO): glutamate-tRNA ligase activity; zinc ion binding; tRNA binding
Source: RefSeq, a predicted model, not a curated record
AUGUGGAAAUAUCCUAUUCGACUAAAUAUACGGUCCAAACUGCGAUGCUUUACCAAACGUCGCUACUACAGUCAAUUCGAUCUUGACGAAAUAGAAGCACCGAAAAGAAAAUCAAUCAAUCCUGAUACUCCAGCGCGUACAAGAUUUGCCCCAUCACCAACAGGAUUUCUUCAUCUUGGGUCCUUGCGGACGGCAUUAUACAAUUACUUACUUGCCAAAAAUACGAAGGGACAUUUCAUAGUUCGAAUUGAAGAUACUGAUCAGAAUAGACUAGUGGAAGGAGCGGAACAAAAUAUAUUUGAUACUUUGAAAUGGUGCAAGUUGGAUAUCGACGAGAGUCCCAUUCAUGGAGGACCAUAUGGGCCAUAUAGACAAUCCGAGCGUAAGGAGAUAUACCAGAAAUACGCACAAAUAUUACUAGAAAAUGGGCUUGCUUACAAGUGCUAUUGCUCGAAGGAAAGAUUACUUGAAUUGCGAGAAAGUGCAAAAUUGUUGAAACCACCUACAAAUGUGACUUAUGAUAGAAAAUGCCUUAGUAAACAUGUCCCAGAAGAAGGAUCUUAUAUAAUCAGAUUCAAAUCGCCAUACAAUUACCCUAAAUUUACUGACUUGCUACAUGGAGAGUUGAAUUUACAACCGCAGUACAACUCUAAGGAUCAACGAUAUGACGACUUCGUAAUUAUCAAAAACGAUGGCAUGCCUACAUACCAUUUUGCAAAUGUUGUUGAUGACCAUCUCAUGAAAAUAACCCAUGUGAUUCGUGGAGAAGAGUGGCUACCUUCCACACCUAAGCAUAUUGCAUUAUACGAUGCAUUUGGAUGGACACCACCAAAAUAUAUACAUAUUCCCUUGUUGACAUCUCUACAAGAUAAGAAGUUGUCGAAAAGAAAAGGUGAUUUCAAUAUAUUUCUGUUGCGAGAACAAGGUAUCUUACCUGAAGCUUUGGUUAAUUUCGUUGCAUUAUUCGGAUGGGCCCCACCAAGAGAAUUGAAUGUGAAAUCAAGUGAAAUGUUCAAUUUGGAUCAGUUAGUGCAACAGUUUUCUUUGGAUCAGUUGACGAAAGGCAAUGCCAAGGUGAGUGAUUCGAAAUUACAUUUUUUCCAAAAGGAGCAUUUUCAAAGAAUUCUUCAAGAUGAAGAUGCAUUGAAAACGUUAGUGGAUAAAUUCUACCCAAAAUUUAAGGUUCUCAGUAAAGGCAAGAGCGUGGAUUACCUCCUAGCUUUGUUACACGAUCUUGGUCCGAACUUGGAUAGUAUUCAGGGAGUAGCAGAUCACAGAUAUCUUUUUGAAGAUGUCGACUACACAAAUGUCAAACCACCAAAAAAUAUUACUCAAGCAAAGCAAAUUGUCGAUGAUAUAAUAGUGAAUGGUAUCGAUGACGCCAUUGAGAGAUUAUCCUCGCAAGGAGUCCCCAAAAAGACCAUUUUCAUGACCUUAAGGACUGCACUUAGUGGGGGUAAACCAGGGUUACCAAUACCUGCAUUGAUAUCCCUUCUAAGUGAAAAAGAGUGUUUGAAACGGAUAUCUUCAUAUAGAGAUUCUUUACUGUAA